Messenger RNA from Purpureocillium takamizusanense, 2588 nucleotides. RefSeq lists its product as uncharacterized. NCBI's taxonomy places the organism in Eukaryota, Fungi, Ascomycota, Sordariomycetes, Hypocreales, Ophiocordycipitaceae. The record is from RefSeq and is a predicted model, not a curated record. The coding region runs from base 91 to 1731 and encodes 546 amino acids. The transcript has a single exon. Gene Ontology annotation, molecular function: DNA binding.
AUCGCGUCUCAACCCUCCAUCAUUUCGGGAGCAACGAAAGCAGACAUGGACCAAUGAAGGGGCCGAUUCUCUCUGUCACUUGCUCACGACAUGCCUCCGGCCAUAAUCGCCGACUCAGAUGACGAUUCUGAUGGCGCACAAGACCAUGUACUUGCGCCAGAAGAACCGGCUGAACACGGGCUGCUCCUGGCGACGCGGUCCUCUGAUCGUGGUAGCCAUACUACGAACUCAACGGACCCGGUCCUCUUCCAGAAUAUUUACAACGAGCACAAAGCUGCAGGUGACCAGCAGGCUCUGACCGCCGGCGCAGGUGAAGGUCUAGAGGUGGGCGAUGCUGCGGGCCGGACCGCGACUCCUAGUCGGAUGGAUGCUCAAAACGAUCUUUGGAAUAUCCCAAGCAGCCCCGAAGCCAACGUUGCAAAGAGAAUCAAGCCGCUAUCUGCCAAGCGAACCACAUCCGUCAAAGUUACCCGAGGUCUACGCAGAAAUCUGGAGAUGCUCGGUUACGAGAGCGUUAGUGACGACAAUUACGACGAGCCCAUCCAUGAGAGGCGGAAAAGAAGGAAGGUAGGCGCCUCCAGGGACUUUCAGAGAAGCAGCAAUGAUGUGAGUCUGGUCGAACUACCUCCAGAUGGCGGGCUUCCAUCGGCGGCCUCACAAAGCGUCAGCACCGAAUUUGCCGCGGAUCAAGGCGUCAACCUACCAAUGGACAGGACCUCACCACCUCUUCUCAUUGCUCCAAGACAACUCUCCGCAAGCCAAAAGCGCGAGUACCAGAGUGUGGAGGCACCGUUUAGUAGUCCAGCUGGGAGGAUUAUGGAGGUACGCAACCCUGCAGUGGGAUCCAGCGGAACCGCGACAAACGUCAACACGCAGAGGAGCCACAUGUUAUCUUCUUUCGACGUCGGUCUAACGGUGAGAACACCGGAACACGAGAUGAUAAGAGUCACAAGAAGGACCAGCCCAACGCCACGACAACGGCGCAAUUCGUCUCCCGACGUGAUUACAUCUAUGGCUCCGCCAACGCAGACACCAAAGCCCAAGGCAACGAGGGCGAAACAAGGUGGCACAAGCACAGGAGAGGCGACCAACCCGUCACACAGCGUGGGCAAGGGUGACGAGGUCUGGGCGGCAUCCAAGGCAGAGGAAAGUGAGGGCUCCGAGUACACCGCCCCGGAGAGCCAGGUAAAACCCAAGAGGCCGCGAGGACGUCCAAAGAAAGGCCGAGAGGACAAGCCGGAUGCCACAUCGACAUCAGCCACCCAAGAAGCUGCGGCCAAGCCCAAGAGGAAACGGGGGAGACCGAAGAAACGAGAGACCCUCGCCAAGGACGACCAUGCUAUGUCCGUCACCGAUGAUGCAUCAGCGGUACAGGCGGCCGCCGACAGGAAGCUCAGCCAUGUCACGAAGACGGAUCUUGCUUCGGAAGGUGACGUGGACAAUGAGCCGAGAGUGCCAACUUCAACCACAGAUCCCCAACGAGGCUCAUCCACAAAGGAGGGCACGCGUGACGGGCCGAAACAGACAACCACAGAUCUCGUGGAGGUGCCCGUGCCGGAGAAGACAGGAAAGGAGCCAUCUGAGCUUGGGAAGAAGGAACUGCCGGUGAAUGACACCGUGCCGAACAACAGGAGUACCUCGAAGCUGGACAGUACGGGGAAGCCGGUCUACCGUGUCGGGCUGAGUAAACGGUUGAGGAUAGCGCCACUUCUAAAAUCACUGCGCAAGUAAGGAAGGCAGAAUCUUUCCCGGGGAGGGGGAAUGCGACGGGGGCUUGAGCAGCCCUGGGGACCAAGCGCUGUGAUUUGGGACUGGACGGGUUUCACAAGGCCAACGGCGGACAGUCGAACUACGCAGCUGCCGACGAGGACUUGCAGGCAUUGAAGACAUAGCUUUGUGCGUACGGGGCACUGCGCGGGGGGUCGCCAAUUACAAGCUUGGCUGGACGACAAAUGUAUGUCGGUAGGUACUUCGUACUUCGUACCUUUGAUCAAAGUCAAACAGGCACAGCAAGCCAACAGCAGGAGGUCAACGCGGGAUGCUGCGGGCUGAGCCAACCAGCCGUUGAGGAGACGACGCGCCAUGACGAUCGGCGUGCAUAGCGGGUUGCAUGGGCGGGGCCGUGGCACCUGUCUGGCCUUUGCUCACGGAGCAUGCGACCGACCUGCUGCAUACCUACCUGACCUCGUGUGGCGGCAGGCGGCACGGCGAGAGGAGCCACGAGGCAGAAUGCUCGGCGAGCGAGGUGGACGAAGCGGUAAGGGUGGGGGGGCCAUUGUGAUGUUGAGGGCAACACGGGAAGGGACAGCGGCUGGCCACGGAGCCAGGUCCGGGUAAGUUUCGUCGCGGCGAAGGGCAUAUCCGGGGCAGCUUGAGACGUGGUGAUGCAAGGGAAGAUGGAUCGUGUGCGGCAGCAACACAAGCGCCGUUUCCGCACGGGACCCGUGACGAGAGCGUUUGGGGGGGGGGUUUGCGUCUCAUGUUGUUCCGUUUGCACGGGUUGUGACCCUUCUUCCUGUCGAGAGGCUUCGGCACCGUGGCCGACAAGGGGCACAUGACGGACGGAACGCUAAUGAGAAACGGCGGGG